UAUAUUCAUAAUCUUUGGUCACAUUCACCUGGUAUAUUUGAAGCCAUGAUGCACGGAAAAAUUAGCAUGAAUGACAGCCAACAAGACCAGCCAAUCUGAGGGUGAUUUACGCGUUAACAGGAGCCAAUAGGAGUCGAGUUGGGCGUGAAUGAGAGGUUUUUGUCCACUAGAAAACAUCUGAGAAUCGUGACUCACUGACUGAACGGUUCUUCACGACCGAGACCCAACGCAUUUGGAAUAUAUUGCUUCAUAUUUAUUCAAUAUCUAGCUAGCUGAGUUAUAAACCGUUCCACUAUUUAGCUUGAUAGGAUUGAAAUGUUACAUUUUCGGUCUUCGGUAGUGCUCAAGGAGUUGUUUCAAUCCAACCUGAAGCGCCCUUUGACAGGUAUCGCCAGAAAGACAUCACCAUCAGUCGCGUAUUGCUUUAGCACCGCCUGUACAGAUGUCAGAUCCGUGACCAAAGUAAAGUGUGUCCAGCAUGCGGUUGGAUGGAGAGCUACGCCAUACACUACCAACACCCACGGAACUCGGAACCUCUCCACCAAGAGCCAUAACGGUUCACCGCCAACGGACACCAAAAAUGACACCGCCACCAGCAAUGAAACCGCCACCAAGGAGGCAGCUGCCGAGAAGAGAAGGAAGGCAGGCAUCCUGCCCAGUCUGGAGGAUCUGCUAUUCUAUACCAUCGCCGGGGGCGCUGAAAAAAUCCCAGCUCACAAAUUCACCACAGCGCUGAAAGCCACAGGGCUUCGGACCGGAGACCCCCGGCUGAAGGAAUGUAUGGAGAACCUGAAAGUCAUCAUGAAGACCACCUCAGACGGAAACCUGGACCGACACCUCUUCAAGAAGUGUGUCCAGAGCAACAUCGUGCUGCUUACCCAGGCCUUCAGGAAGAAGUUUGUCAUCCCCGACUUUGUGUCCUUCGCCUCCGAAAUCGACGCGCUCUAUGAGAAUGCCAAAAACCUGGGAGGGGGACAGGUGGCUGACUACAUUCCCCAGCUGGCAAGGUUCAGCCCGGACCUCUGGGCCGUGUCCAUAUGCACUGUGGAUGGACAAAGACACACAGCAGGUGACACCAAAGUCCCGUUCUGCCUGCAGUCGUGUGUAAAGCCGCUGAAGUAUGCCAUCGCCGUGCACGACCACGGGACAGAUUAUGUGCACCGUUUCAUCGGCAAGGAGCCCAGCGGCCUGCGCUUCAACAAACUAUUCCUUAACGAGGAAGAUAAACCACAUAACCCUAUGGUUAACGCCGGCGCUAUUGUGUGCACGUCCCUCCUAAAGCAAGGGGCAAGCAACGCUGAGAAAUUUGAUUAUGUCAUGAACUUCAUGAACAAGCUGGCAGGAAACGAGUAUGUGGGUUUCAGCAAUGCCACAUUCCAGUCAGAGAGGGAGUCUGGGGAUCGGAACUUUGCUAUCGGCUACUAUCUGAAGGAGAAGAAGUGCUUUCCAGAAGGGACAGACAUGACUUCCAUUUUAGACCUCUACUUCCAGCUGUGCUCCAUCGAGGUGACCUGUGAAAGCGCUAGCGUCAUGGCGGCCACCCUGGCCAACGGCGGCUUCUGUCCAAUCACAGGCGAGCGCGUGCUGGGCCCGGAGGCGGUACGGAACACCCUGAGCCUCAUGCACUCCUGCGGCAUGUACGACUUCUCGGGACAGUUCGCUUUCCACGUUGGACUUCCAGCUAAGUCAGGCGUGGCAGGGGGCAUCUUGCUGGUGGUGCCCAACGUCAUGGGUAUCAUGUGCUGGUCUCCGCCGCUGGACAAGCUUGGUAACAGUGUACGAGGCAUCCAGUUCUGCACGGAUCUGGUGUCCCUUUGCAACUUCCACAACUACGACAACCUGAAGCAUUUUGUCAAGAAGCUGGAUCCUCGCAGGGAGGGCGGAGACCAGAGGGUGAAGUCGGUCAUCAAUCUUCUCUUUGCUGCGUACACUGGUGAUGUGUCUGCACUGAGGAGGUUUGCUCUGUCUUCCAUGGACAUGGAGCAGAGGGACUAUGACUCCAGGACGGCCCUCCAUGUGGCAGCAGCAGAAGGACAUGUGGAGGUGGUCAAGUUCCUGUUGGAGGCAUGUAGGGUCAACCCUGUUCCCAAAGACAGGUGGGGUAACACACCGAUGGAAGAGGCAGUGCACUUUGGACACCACGAUGUUGUGACCAUGCUCCAGGACUACAAUAACAAGUACAGUCCACCGGGGGGCGCCACUGAGGACAAAGAGAAGGAGAUAUCGGAGAAGAACAUUGACGGCCUAUUAUAAAAAAAAUGAGCCAACUAAUACUCUUAUUUAUCCAUAGAAAUUAAAUAACUAGAACGGACGUUCCCAUUGAAAUUAUAUAUGUGAUCUGAGAGGCUUGGUCCAUUCCAGUCAUUCUAUUUCUAUGGCCCCAUUAACUAUCUGGAAGAUUUACUGUAAGUGUGUGGUCCCUUUGUCACGUCAGUGGUAGGUCACGUAUACUGUUGAUAAUACUGUAUUGUUGAUUUUGUAUAAAAGUAUUGUAUUUCUGUAUUUUCAAAGACGACAAUGUGUCCAAAAAAUAUAUUUUGACUGACUUUUACCCAGAUGUUUUUUUGGUUGUUUCCUUUUUUAUGUCGUACUGUUCACUCUGCGCAACUCUCCCUCUGUGUGUGUCGGCACUAUGUGGAAUGUAUUUUCUACAUUUAAGUGCACAAAACAUUUCUCUUUAUGUACAACAGUGUGUAAAACCUGAACGUAUGCAUAAGAUAACGUGUACAUUUAUGUAAUGUGUGUAUAUCCCUGAAAUUAAGAGAAUAUCUGAGGUAGAUGGAUUCAGUGUAAAUACUAUUUAUCUGUAGUGAAAUUAAGUGACUCUCUCACUGGCACAGCUUUUGAAGAAAAUUGAUAAAGUCCACACGCUGUGCAGUUAGGCUUAAGUUUGGCUAUAUUGAUGAGGCAGAAUGCGUUAUAUAAACUUUACCACAUGUUCACAGAUCUAGGUAGCCUGGUCACAAAUCUGUUUGUGCUGUAUAUGACACUGGCUAUACAGUUGGCUAUACAGCCCAGACAGAUCUGGGACCAGGCUAUCUAUGGUUUAGGACCUCUGGUCUUUUGAUUUUGGCCUAGUAGCUUCAUAUGAAUUGAAAAUAUGGCAUUAUGUGGAGUGAGUUUUGUUUUGCUGGUUUGCUAUUUGAUAGCUAGACAUUUUUGCACAUUUUUCUUCAAAAUGACAAAAGUUGUUUUUUCUUGAUUGUUCUAUAGUCUUAUUUAAAUUUUGAGUAGGAAGGGGUUUAUUUAUUUAAGUGUCAGCCAAAGCUGUUGUGUACGUUUGCUCCACCUGAUAAUAAAGUCAAGUCGGCAACUUUAAAAAAGAGAACAUAUCAUAAGUGAGCCGCCUAAUGCCCUGCAGAAGGUGUGGAGCCAUGGCACAAAACCCACAGUCUGAGUUUCUCAGGAGCAAUACAAUACAAUUCAACCAGCAGCCAUGUGCUCUUUACAGACAGGUUUCCCACCUAUGCUAAUUCAAAUUUUAGGGUAAAACAUAAAACCCUUCGAAACAUUGAUUUAUCACUUCAUGGAUACAGCAGUGUCAAUGGCGUUACUAUCAUGUCUUAUCACACAAGUUUACUUAUUUGUCAGCUAUAUGGUUUUACAUGGAUUUUAUCUUCAGUUAUAGACAGUUAUUGACAGUGCAUUACACUUUAAUGAAUGUUUUUAGUUCGGAACAACUCCACAAUGGUGGACUUUAAAUCUUGCCAUACUUACCCAAAAGCCUAUUUUGGGUAGAGAUAAAAUAGUUGUCAUUAUAGGCCUAAGCAGAACACUAAGACUAUCCUACACAUAACUAAUGGAGCACUUUUUAUGCAGAUACGCACAUUGAUUGUUUGACUGUUUAGAGUGUAAAAUAAAGGUAUUGAAAAGUCAGGUUGUUUUGGUGAGAACUAGUCUGUUUGUGUGUAUAUAUGUUUGUGUCAUUGACUAUGGGAGGGACAGCAACUACAAAUCUGGUAAUGACAGAGGGCAUUGCAUUCAAAAUCUCAAGCCCUACACUAUUGUACUAAAAGUACUCAGGCAACGUACUUGUGAUUUGAUGAAUGAAUAUGAUAUUGUUAUUGAAUAACUCAUCUCAAGUGUUUAGUGUUGCUUUCAUUGGAUUUGACUUGACUUUGUAUCCCCAGUCCCUGUUGCACAAGAAGCCUCGUAUGUAUGAGUGUUUAUUGUUCAUCUGUGUAGGUGCAGGUCAACUUCAACAUUAACUAAUUAUUUUGAAUGUACCACAGGUGUAUACUGAUGUCAUCAGUUUGUUUGUUUUCAUUCAAGUAUAUCUGCUUCAGCUGUGUGUUGCAGGCAAUGGAGAUAUAUUUAUUUCAAUGAUCAAACAAUAAAUAAAGAUACAACUUUAAA
This is a messenger RNA of Coregonus clupeaformis (lake whitefish), 4356 nucleotides long. RefSeq names its product glutaminase kidney isoform, mitochondrial-like. Gene Ontology annotation, biological process: L-glutamine catabolic process. The coding region runs from base 316 to 2253 and encodes 645 amino acids. NCBI's taxonomy places the organism in Eukaryota, Metazoa, Chordata, Actinopteri, Salmoniformes, Salmonidae. The record is from RefSeq and is a predicted model, not a curated record. The transcript has 17 exons. Gene Ontology annotation, molecular function: glutaminase activity; protein binding.